ACCUCAACUUACAAGUCAAGAAAGAGAAAUACCUUCCUCAGCUUUGGGAGCUAUUGAGGCUCUCAUUCUGGAUAAACACUGGUUACUAAAAAGCUUUAUUAAAGCUUAGGUUGAAAAGCUUUAAGGAGUCUACAGCUUUUGGUAACUUUUAUUUGUAUUCCUCUUUCCUAGAUAUUGAGGUUGCAUGUUAUGGUUAUGAAGGCAUAGAUGCAGUAAAAGAAGCUUUGAGAGCAGGCUUGAACUGUUCCACGGAGAACAUGCCCAUUAAAAUCAAUCUGAUAGCCCCUCCUCGUUACGUGAUGACAACAACAACACUGGAGAGAACUGAAGGGCUUUCUGUUCUAAAUCAAGCCAUGGCUGUAAUUAAAGAAAAAAUUGAGGAGAAGAGAGGAGUCUUCAAUGUGCAGAUGGAGCCUAAGGUGGUUACUGACACAGAUGAGACUGAGCUUGCGAGGCAGUUGGAGAGACUGGAGAGGGAAAAUGCUGAAGUGGAUGGGGAUGAUGAUACUGAGGAAAUGGAAGCCAAAACUGAAGACUAAAUAUUCUCAGAUAUUUAGAAGAGACAGACCGUAUGAAAAAUUAGAGACCCCAUUGCAAACACUCUGGACUAAAUGUUUCCAGUAUUGAAAACUUUAAAUGCAAAUAUUUGAAAUGUGUUACUGUUUUAAAAAGACCAAUAUGUGAAAGGCUCUUCUAAAUAACAUGUGAUGCAGCAACUUACACAAGUUGAAUCCUUUGCAGGGAAGAUUCCUAGUCAAAUUCAAGACACCAGUCUGGCCAGAGGGAGGUUGCGGCCCCAUGCUUAACACUUUCAUACAUAACAAAUCCUAACUGGUGUUUACUGCUCAAUGCAUCUCUUACUGAUCUUUCCUGGGAGCACCAAAACCAAGCAAGCUGAACAGUUCUAUACAGAAUGUAUUUGAGCGAAUAUUCAAUAAAUUUCUGGGCUAUGUAACU
Messenger RNA from Mesitornis unicolor (brown roatelo), 957 nucleotides. RefSeq names its product eukaryotic translation initiation factor 2 subunit 1-like. Bases 258 to 539 code for a protein of 93 amino acids. The record is from RefSeq and is a predicted model, not a curated record. The transcript has 3 exons. Gene Ontology annotation, molecular function: RNA binding; ribosome binding; translation initiation factor activity. NCBI's taxonomy places the organism in Eukaryota, Metazoa, Chordata, Aves, Mesitornithiformes, Mesitornithidae. Gene Ontology annotation, cellular component: eukaryotic 48S preinitiation complex; multi-eIF complex; eukaryotic translation initiation factor 2B complex.